Molecule: messenger RNA, 7830 nt
Organism: Microplitis demolitor
Lineage: Eukaryota; Metazoa; Arthropoda; Insecta; Hymenoptera; Braconidae
Gene: Mhcl
Product: unconventional myosin-XVIIIa
Exons: 20
Coding region: 938-7186 (2082 amino acids)
Cellular component (GO): myosin complex
Molecular function (GO): ATP binding; cytoskeletal motor activity; protein binding
Source: RefSeq, a predicted model, not a curated record
GUUAGUCGAGUUGUGCUGCUCGACCAGCAGUAAACUGCGUGAUAACUAAAGUCUAUCAUUGCAUUUAAGCCGUAUAUAUCAAUACCAAUAAAUGUAGAUAAAAUAUUAAAAUAUAUUUAAUAAACCAUAAGCCAAAUAUAUUUAAAAAAAUAUAACUAUUAAAUUGUAUAUUAAAAUAAGUGUUGUGAAUGUGACUGCUAGUUAUCAAAGAAUGUGGUCUUGUCGAAAAAAAAAGUAAAAAAUACUAUAGGCUACUACUUAUUACGGUAUUUCAGUUAUCACAAGUUAUAUACAUACAUUCAUACACACAUUUAUAUUUAUACAUAUAUAUUUAGAUGGUGUAAAAUAAUGCCGGCCGAAAAUUAAAUUAAGUAUGUCGAUGCCGAGGCAUUAUUAUAAUUUAAAAUAAUAAUUAUCAGCAUUAUGUUAAAUAUUUAAAGCAUACUGUUAUACUGUGUUUUAUAGGACAAGGGAUGGGCUAUUAUAAAAUACCAUAGAUAAAGUAAAAUAAAUAUUUAUUUAUAAAUCUCCAAAGAUAAAAAUAUAUAUGGUAAAAAAGUAAAUGUAAGAUUUAAAUUAUUGGCAGUCGCUAGGAUUAAUACUUUCUAAUGUUGCUGAUGUUUUAUUUAUAAUUGCAUAUCAAAAGAUGUAGAUAAAUAAUUAUCAUUAUUAUUUGUUUUAAUAAUAAGUAAAUAAACAUUUUACGGAUUAAUUGUAUUGUUAAUAAGCGAGAACUUGUUUAAGAUUGUAAGGAAAUGAAAAGAAAGACGAAAGAUACGGUCUGUUCAUUGAAUCGUCUUGUAUUCAAUGAACUGUGUGUUGUUUUUACUGAUACUAUUACACUGUGUGUGGAUUAAAAAAAUAUAAUUGACAAACAAGGCUUUUGUAAUCGCUGUUGUUUAACGUUUAUCUCGUCGAGCCCAUUGUCGAGGGGAAAAUGUUUAACUUUAUGAAGAAAACUGCGGAGAAAGAUGAAAAAGAAAAACGCAAACGGGAAAAGAAGGAGCGUAAGGAUGUGAAAAAACGUGAUAGAGGGAGUAUGUCUGCCGAGGAAUUACUGAGACUUGAUGAGGUACGGAGAUCGUUAAAAAUACGAGGGCGUCGCAAAGAAAAGGAAAAAUUGCCGAGCGGAAUAACAGCUGAUUACAGCGCCUCCUUUUUCGCUCAGCUGGACCGUAGUAAUCUAUUGGAGAACUCUGGUUCUAAUUCAAAUACUAGUGGUGGUACGAGUUGGACUCGUGUCGAUGGAUUGACACAGAGCGAUUCAUCAGAGGCAUCGUUAACGUCAUUGACAAACGUAAGCGGUAGUACUAGCGGCGGUACGAGUGGUAUUGGUGGUGGUAAAAGUUUUCCAGCAUUGCCACCAAAACCACCUAAACGCGGAAUCCUCAAGGGAUCACGUAACAACAUUGCCAGUAUGAGUGGAACGAGUACUGAAGGAUCUAAUGUAAUAUCAAAUGGAAAUGAAUGUGAAAUAAAUCAUUCAGAUCCGAGUAAUUUACUCGUGAGGAAUACACUUCAAAAUGAAGUGAUAACUUAUCAGAAUCUUCCCUGUCAGCAGCAGCAGCAGCAGUCGCAGCAGCAGCACCAGGAGAAAGACGAAUUUUGCAGUGAGGAAGAGUCAUCAUCCCAGUACUAUCAUCACAAUUAUAAUCAACAUCAUCACAAUCAGAGUGACUCGAAGCUUUUACAAGUAAUUACAAGUGCCAGCCCUUCUGCUGACUCAUUAACAGACACAACAAAUUCAAGCUUUGCCACCCCGCCCUUCAGUCUCUCCCCGGUUGGAGAGUCUCAAGGUUUUUCACGCUGGAGAUCCUCCAAUUCAUUUGAAGAGCAAGGCAUCCCUCUUCCAUUACCUCAAAUUAUUUCUCUGGUACUACCGGAACCCCGUGAAUUAACAAUUCAACGGCAACUGCCGCCAAGAAAUGAUUUCGGGUUUUCAUUACGACGGGCGGUUAUAAUCGAUCGUACCUCAAGUGGCUCGACCCAAAAUAUCAAGUCCGUUAUAUUCGCAGAGCCCGGCGCGAUUGUUCAAAAUAAUAAUGACACUGGUUUAUUACCUGGCGAUCGAUUGAUUGAGGUCAAUGGUAUCAACGUUGAUGAUAAAUCGCGAGAAGAAAUUAUCGAUCUUAUUAAAGGAUCUGGAACUAAUGUUGUUGUUAAGGUUCAACCGGUUGCCGAAUUAUCUGAAUUAUCACAGCGAGGCGGAUUAGACGGUAGACAAAUAGAGUUAGCAGCCGCAAAUAUACAAUGCGGUACUCUAAGACGAUCGGGCAGCUCAAGAUUUCAUCAAAACACGGCAAGAAGCGAACAACAUCUAGCUGAAGAACAAUCAUGGCUUGCAUCGGAACACGUGUGGCUUUUACAUCGCGGCGGAUUUACAUUAGCAACAAGAUCAGAAGCAUCGGCAGAUCCUGAUACGGGUAAAUUGAGAAUAAAACUUGUUCCCGGUGGAGAAGAACUUCUUGUAGACGAGGAAGAUGUGGAAAAGGCAAAUCCACCUCAGUUUGACAUGGUCGAAGAGCUCUCUCAACUAAGAUUUCUCAAUGAAUCCUCAGUUCUGCACACGCUGAGACAGAGAUACGCCAAUAAUCUUAUUCAUACCUACGCUGGCGACAGCAUGGUAGUGAUUAAUCCUGUCGCGCCCCUGGCAAUCUACUCGGAAAAGGUGGUGCAUAUGUUCAAAGGCUGUAAAAACGAAGAUAUGCCACCGCACAUAUACGCAAUGGCACAAUCCGCCUACAGAGGAAUGCUUGCGACAAGAAGAGAUCAUUCACUAGUUUUUCUAGGUCGCAGUGGAGCUGGAAAAACAACAAAUUUCAAACACGCCUUGCACUAUCUCAUUCUAGCCGCGGGGACAGUAAAUAAAAUACUCACUAUUGAGAAAUUGAAUGCCUUGUUUACGAUUCUCGAAGCCUUUGGGAACAGCAAAACUCACAUGAAUUCAAACGCGACGCGAUUUACACAAAUAUUUAGUUUAGAUUUUGAUCAGUCGGGACAAAUAGCUUCUGCUAGUAUCCAAGUUUUGCUGUUAGAAAAGUCAAGAAUAGGAAGACGAUACAAUGGUGACCCGACUUUUCAUAUUAUUUAUCGAUUGCUCGCUGGAGCAGAAGGACAAUUGCGUAAAGAAUUGAAUCUCGGUAAUUUGGUGACCGAAAAUAAUCCGUUUAUUACGCCGCUGCAGAAACAUGAAGAAAAACAGCGUGCGGUCGUUGAUUUCAAUCGUAUUAUGGGGGCGUUUAAAACAAUAGGAAUACCAGAAGCUGAUGAAAAAGUUAUUUGGACAGUUAUUGCUGGUAUUUAUCACUUGAGUUGUGCUGGUGCUGUAAAAACAAAUAUUAAUUCUCAAUCAAGUCGUUGGCAAUUUGCUCGGGCUGAGUGCGCAGAAAAAGCAGCAAAUCUCUUGGGUACGAGUGUCGAAGAACUCAGUAGAAUAAUAUUUUCUCCAAAUGGCGAUGGUGUUACAGCAGCUGCGAGUAGUGUUGGUGGUAGUAGUAGUAGAGGCUCUUUGCGAGCGUCAAGUCCCACUGAAAGUGCAGCAAAUUAUUCGGGACUUGAUGCCCUUGAGGGAUUUAUCGUUGGACUUUAUACUGAAGUAUUCCACUGCGUCGCAUCGCUCAUAAAUAAAGCAAUAUCAUCUCCUGUGCACACGGUAUCAUCGCUUUUACUCUGUGACACACCUGGAUUUCAAAAUCCAGCAUCGUGUGGUCAUCAAACUGGUGCUAAUUUUGAAGAUCUUUGUCAUAAUUAUUUACAAGAGCGUCUUCAGUUAUUAUUCCACUACACAAAUUUAGUCGCACCUAAGAAUCGUUAUGUACAAGAGGGAAUAAACAUUGAACACGAUGAAGAUUAUGAUGAAGAGAGUGGUGUCGGAUCACCGCAAGAUCUUAUUUCACUUGUCGACCGCGGUCAGCAAAAUACUGCGACCAUGAUUCGUUCAAGUCAAAAUGAUCUUACUGGUAGAUUUCAGGGAGAGAAAAAAGGACUUUUGUGGCUACUUGAUGAAGAAGCUGUUUGUGCUGGAGGCAGCGAUGAAUCUUUUAUGGACCGCUUAUUUUCUUUAUACGGUGAUCGCGAUUACCAGCUUUUGCUUAGAAAAGCUCCAGGCAACAAUCAGUUUGUUCUUCAGCAUUUGCAAGGAACCAACCCAGUGCUGUAUACUGCCACCGGGUGGUUAAAAGCCACUCGUGAAAAUCCAGUUACUAAAAGUGCCAUUAAUAUUUUACAAGAAAGCUCGAGAGAGGAUGUCAACAGACUUUUCGUUCAAGUACGAAGUACAGGAAUUACCGGAGCCCUAAUGACUAGUUCAGGAUUAGAAGGAUCACAGUCACUAAGAAGGGCUUCUAGUAUUCGGCGAACAUUUACAACAGUGAAACGAAAAAGCGCUUGUAUUCAAAUUAAAUUUACCGUCGAUGGAAUUAUAGAAACAUUAAGACGAACUCGUGUUAAAUUUGUUCACUGUCUACUACCGCAACAUAAUUCUGGCUGCACUGACAAAUCAUUCGUCACCAUGAAAUUACCGAAAAAUGAUAAUGGUGUCAUUAAUGUUCCACUACUACGUUCACAAAUUCGUGGAGGACAAAUAAUUGAUGCGAUGCGUCUUCACAAAGUUGGGUUUCCAAAGCAUUUACCACUAGGUGAAUUCAGACGUCGCUUUGGAUUACUUUCUAGUGAUUAUACGGCUAAUGUGCGCUCAUCAAGUCCUGUUGAAGACGAACGUAGAGUUGUGGAAGACAUGCUACUGACAAUGGACGUCGACGCUGCAUCCUAUCGUGUUGGUCAGAGUCAGAUAUUUUUUAGAGCUGGUGCUUUAGAACGACUUGAAUCACAACGAGAUGAAAAGUUGACAGGUCAUAUUGUAUUAUUGCAAGCAAGGUGUCGAGGUUACUUGGCUCGUAAAAAACUUAAUACAUUGAAGCUUCAAGAUUUGGCAGUGAGAUGUAUACAAAGAAAUGUAAGAAAACUUAUGUCCGUACGUGAAUGGCCUUGGUGGAGACUCUACGUAAAGGUCGCGCCUUUAUUAAAUGUCCAUCGUACCGAGGAUCAGUUAAAAGCGCGAACGGAAGAACUCGAAUUGCUGCGAGCCAAAGUUGAAAAAUUGGAGCAAGAGAGAAAUCAUUUGAAACAUGACAAUGUCAAAUUAGAAGCUAAAUUGAGUGUCUUGACUGCUGAUUACGCAGAGGAACAUUCGACCUCGACAUUAGCAGCGGAAAGAAUCGAUGCUGAAACCUCAGAACGACUUCGCUUAGAACGUCAGCUCGAAGAUGUUACUGAGACAAAUAAAAAUUUACAGCAAACGGCUGAAAGAUUGGAAAUGGAGUUACUGUAUGCACGAGCUGCGGAUUUGAAUCAAAUAACUCUUGAUGGUGAGGAAAAUAAUCAAGAGGACGGUGGUAUUUACAAACAAAGAUACGAGCAUGCGAUUCGCGAGCUGGAGUUUACGAAGCGAAAAAUGGCUCAGCAACACGAGGAUGAUUUGGAGCAACUUGUGGGCCUCAAAAAACAGUUGGAGAAGAAGCUCGCGGAUGCUUAUGAGGAAGUUGAAGAGCAGCGGCAAGUAGUCAGUCAAUGGAAACGAAGAGUCCAGAAGUUGAAUGGCGAAAUGCAUGACCUGAGACUGCUCUUGGAAGAACAAACUGCGCGGAAUAAUUUAUUGGAGAAAAAACAACGGAAAUUCGAUUCCGAGACCCAAAAUCUUAUGGAUGAUUUAAGACAGGAAAAAGCGCAACGAGAGAGACUUUUACGCGAAAAGGAAAUCGCUAUAGCUGAAAAGUUUACCAUUGAACAAAAUUUGAGUGAUUGCAGAUUGGAAAUGGAGUUACAAGAAGAGCGGCUGACAACUUUAACUCAAGAGCUCGAGGAAUUGAGUUACGGUGGUAAGACUGAAGAAGAAGUUAUGCACCUGAAAAAAUCAAAACACGAGCUGGAAAAAAAAUGUAAGGAUCAGGAAGAAGAACUCGACGAUCUUGCGGGACAAGUUCAGUUACUCGAGCAGGCUAAAUUACGUUUGGAAAUGAGUAUCGAGCAACAGCGUAAGGAAAUGCGCAAGGAAAUUCAGCAGAAAGACGAUGAGCUGGAAGAAAUUCGCGGAAACGCUCAUAAAAAAGUAAAAGCUCUGGAGUCGCAAUUAGAAAACGAACAUGAGGAACGAACAAUUUUACUGCGCGAAAAGCAUGAAUUGGAGAGACGACUGGUGGCAUUUGAAGAACAAGGUCGUAGCGAUCGUGCUGCGGAAGCUGAUGUCACUCAACGGCUGAAAAGAGAUUUGAGAAGAACACGAGCACUUUUACGUGACGCGCAGACGAUGCUCGAGCGUUCAAAGAGCGACGCUACGGGCAAAGUAGCAUUACGGCAAUUGAAAAAUCAAUUGGAAGACGCCCAGUGCGCUCAAGCUGUCGCGGUGAAGGCAAAACAAGCGCUUGAACAAGAAUUAAAUGAAACACAAGCGGCAUUAGAUGAAGUAUCUCGCAGCAAAUCAGAAGCUGAAGAUCGCGCUAAUGCAGCAAAUCGUGAACGUACAGAUCUGAUAUCUCAACUUGAAGAAAACGAAGAGGAAUUGGCCCAAGUAUUGAAAAAAUAUCGUACGACAGUACAACAAGUUUCUACAGAGCAGGCUGCAUUGCAAGAAGCUCAAGUACAAAUAGCCGCACUCGAAGCUGAAAAAUUAUCAUUAAAAGAGCAGCUUAUGGAACUCAGCCAACGGCUUGAGUCGGUCGAGCAGCUCGGAGAUCCCACAGCCAACAGUCUUGUUACUCGGCGACUCGAAUUUCGCGUCAAGGAACUCGAGAGUAAGUUAGAUCUAGAGCAAACAACUCGGGCACGGCUUGAGACUCAAAUUACACGAUUGAAAGAAAAUGUUGAUAAAUUACAAACCGAGUCGGCAUUAUUGAGAACCAAGGAGCAGACUGCGCAGGAUACUGCGAGAAGAUUGCAGCGAUCUUUGCGGGAAGCCAAAGAGGAAGCCGCUUGUGCGGUUUCGCGAGAACAAGAGUCAACUCGGGUGAGACGAGAUCUUGAAAAGGCUCUCGAAACCGCGGAAGCUGAAACUAAAUUAGCACGAGACGAUCUCAGGCUCGCGCUACAACGAAUCGAUGAUCUACAAAACGCGAUACAAGGCGAGCUAGAUUUAGAUUGCAGCGAGGAGGCUUCCACCACCACUGACAAUAACAGCAGUGACAGUGAAUAAAAUUAAUCGACGAAUUUUCAAUAAAAGUACAAUAUAUUUAUUAAUAAUUUAAAUGAAUAAAUAUGAAAAAUUGAACUGCUAUAAACGAUGAUCAAAAGAAAAAUAAUUAUGCAUUUUUUUUAAAUUAUUCAAAUCGUUACACAGAAACAUGUUUGCUUUUUUAUUUAAUUACUUUGUUAUUUAUUUAAAUAAUGAGCAUGCAUUUUUUCGUCCAAAGUUUUUUUAAAUAAAGGAGUAAAGAGAGUUGCAAUCAUUAUUUUCUUGUUCACAUUCACUCGCUGACACAACGAAGAAUUAUAAUUAAUGUCACAAGUGAGUUAAUUGAAUAAAAGACUUAAAAAAAAGUACACUUGCAAAUAAUUAUAUUUUAUCGAAUUUCUAUAUGAUAGUGUAUUGAAUAAAAUUUUUUUAUGCUAUAAAUUUUAAUACGCUAAUUAGCUAUACAAUUCAUAAAAUCAAUCGAAGAAAUUUAUUGAUUUAUUUUUCAUGUUAAAGAUCGAAAAAAAAUAUUUUAAUUAGUUUUUCUCCUUGUAAUUAUGGAAAAAGAAUUGUACGAAUUUAUAAUUUAAUAUUAAUUAUCUAUUUAAACUAAUUGUAUAAGUUCUUUAUGUAACAAAUGUUAAAAAUCUGACUAGUAGUUAAAC